AUGGUCAAGAUAGUCGAGCUCGACGAGAACGACAGCGCCGGGAUCGGCCUCGCCGGGUCGGAGCUGCCGCGGCGACGAAAGAAGAAGGCGCGUCCGAAGCCGCCGCCGGCGGCGGCGGAGGGGGACGGGGAGGGGAAGGACGCGCCGAGGGAGACGCCGACGGAGACGCCCACGGAGUCGGAGAUUGAGGCGCGAGACGGAGACGACGACGCGAAGAAAGAGAAGAAGAAGAAGACGGACGACGACGACGCGAGGCGUCGAAGCGCGAGCGCGCUCGACGCCGCGAGGCAGCAGCGCGCGCGGUCGCAGUCGCGCUCGUCCUCGACCGUCUUGCUCCUCGCGCUGCUCUUCGUCGCGCUGUACGGAUUCCUGAGGUGCGUUCUAUACACUGGUCCCCGUACGACCGCGUCGGCGCGGUGA
Messenger RNA from Micromonas pusilla CCMP1545, 420 nucleotides. RefSeq lists its product as uncharacterized. The record is from RefSeq and is a predicted model, not a curated record. Bases 1 to 420 code for a protein of 139 amino acids. Lineage: Eukaryota; Viridiplantae; Chlorophyta; Mamiellophyceae; Mamiellales; Mamiellaceae. The transcript has a single exon.